AUGGAGGUUGAGGUAUUCAAUUACUGGGGGAUUGAUUUUGUAGGUCCCUUUCCUUCUUCUUAUGGCUAUGAAUAUAUACUAGUGGUUGUUGACUAUGUCUCUAAAUGGGUUGAAGCAGUGGCUACCCCGCAUAAUGAUGCUAAGACUAUGCUGUACAAAGAAAGGAUCAAAAAGUAUCGUGACAAAAAGAUGCUCAGGAAGGACUUUCAGCCAGGACAACAGGUGUUGCUUUUCAACUCAAGACUUAAAUUGUUCCCUGGAAAGCUUAAAUCAAAAUGGUCUGGACCAUUUACCAUCAAGAAAGUUCGACCAUAUGGAGUAAUGGAGCUUUGUGAUCCUCAAUCUAAAGAUCCUGACAGGACAUGGGUAGUGAACAAACAAAGGUUGAAGCAAUAUCAUGGUGGAGCUAUGGAAAGAUUGAACACUAUUCUACACUUCAAACCAGGAUAA
Molecule: messenger RNA, 450 nt
Organism: Glycine soja
Lineage: Eukaryota; Viridiplantae; Streptophyta; Magnoliopsida; Fabales; Fabaceae
Exons: 2
Coding region: 1-450 (149 amino acids)
Molecular function (GO): nucleic acid binding
Source: RefSeq, a predicted model, not a curated record